Molecule: messenger RNA, 3852 nt
Organism: Microbotryum saponariae
Lineage: Eukaryota; Fungi; Basidiomycota; Microbotryomycetes; Microbotryales; Microbotryaceae
Source: the annotation of a GenBank genome assembly
AUGCGCUCGUCUGCGCAGGAUGCAUCAACGGCAUCGACGACGGCCACUGCCAGCAGCAGCUACACGCGCCGAGCCACCUUUGCUGCGGCUGUAGCUCGUGCGAGUCGACAAGCCGCGGCGACUCAGGGCGUAGACGGUGACUCGCCCCGCGGCCAACCGACGGCGACUCCGAGCCCGAACCGGAGCCAGAGCCAGAGCAAGAGCCAGAGCCAGAGCAACGACACCACCACCCCACCACCGAGUACACCGAGUACACCGAGUACACCGAGUACACCGAGUACACCGAGUACACCGAGUACAGCCUCCCACCCCGAGACCACACCUCUGCUGCAACCCCAUGCCUCGUCGUCCGCAGCGCACUACUCGAGCAUCCCCAAACGUCCCUCGCCCCUGUCGCACCAACUGACGACGACGACCCUCGCCAGCUCCACCUCGUCCCUCGCGACCCUGUCGACUACACUGCCCAACUAUGGCACCCUCUCACCCAUCACGCCCGCAUCCUCUGCGCCCACGUCGGGCGUGUCCACACCGAACCGCAGCUCGCGGCGACCGUCCGGCGUUCGUCACGGCGAGUCCGGCUCGUCCUGGCCCUCCCCGGGCGACACGAACCCCUCCAAGGCGGGCCAACUACGUUCCCGCCUACUCUUUGUCCUCAUCGCCCUGCUCCUCACCAUCUGCGUGUACGCGUCCUUUGUCGACGAUUUCAUGGGCGACGUCGAGGCCGCCAUCUCGUGUGGCGCGUGCAUCGGCCUGCUCGUGCCGCUGCAGGCCCUCGCUCACGUCGGCGAUGAUGCCUUUGUCGAUUUCUUUGUCGGAUUCUGUUCCAAGCUGAGAGUCAGUCUCAUUCAACGACCACAUUCGUGCCUCGCCUCCCCGUCCACUCACACUCACCCCCCUUUGCUCCGCUCCAUCCCCCCCCCCCCCCCCCCCCAGAUCGAAGACGAAGACGUCUGCGCCGGAGCGAUCGGCACCCAGGCCCCUAUCCUCGCCCACGACCUCCGCUCCAUAUCUCUCGCUUCCCACGCCGCCAAGAACUUUUGUUCGACCGUGUUUGGGCUCUGUCCAUUGCAGCGCACGAUCCCUUAUAGCGUUCAGUUCUUGGACGGUUCCCAAGGUAACGAUACGAGGCGAUUGAUGGAGCGACCGAAAAAGGUGUGGAAGAGCAAGGGGAGAGAUCCUCUAAAGGUCAUCCAUUUGAGUGAUGUUCAUAUCGAUCGCAACUAUCUCGUCAGUGUGGGAAUGAUCCUUGCUGAAGGUGGGCUGGGGGCGCUGAUCCGAUCGAACUUCGCAUGCGCAGGAAGGUGCCAGCACCAUCUGCUCCAAGGUCAUUUGUUGCCGAGACUAUGGCGAGCGGUCGUUGGGUCCAAACAUCUCCCAUCCUGCUGGAAAGGUGAGCUCGUCAAGACGAAUUCGACAAGGCGGCAUGUGACUGAAAACUGAUGCGAGGUCCCAACUUUUGGCGGCUCACAGUUUGGGAACCGACAUGCAAGUCCUGCUUCCAUCACUCGGGGUGGGCAACUCUCUCGCUGACCUCGUCCUGAAACAGUGCGAUGCACCUCCGGAUUUGAUGGAGUCCAUGUUCCGAGCGAUCGAUAGGUCAGCAGCUCCCACCGAAUUCGCAGGCAUUUCCUCGGAGCUAACAUGCGUUCAACAUUCCCAUCAGGUUCGUUCCCGAUCGAGCGUUCAUCAUUUUUACGGGCGAUGUCGUCGAAUCGGCGGUAUGGACCGUCAAUGAGCUAGUGCGUGAAGACAUUUGUACGCUCGAACUCGUACGACUUUUCCGCUCAUCCAGCCAGUCUUCUUGCUACAGAAAGUAACCUCCGAUCUCGAAGCGUGGCACAAAGACAUGGUGCGCAACCCCGCCACCCCCUCCUACCCCGUAAUAGGGAAUCACGACGUCGCGCCCGUCAACGCAUUCCCACGCACCACAUCAUGGAACCGCGAGAGCGAAAACUCCACCACUUCGCCCGAAAUGCCUUCUACAUUGGCGAUCGCGCGCACCUCGUCGGAUUGGGUUUUUGAGUUGGCCGCUAGGGAUUGGGAGAAAUGGAUUGGGUCUAGGGCGAGUCGGCAAGUGCGGGAACAUUAUGGGUGUUAUUCGAGGGUGCAUCCGGGGACCCAGUUGAGGAUCAUCAGUUUGAACACGAAUUAUUGGUCAGUCACCCUGCUGCAAGGGCCGAUGAGGGUGUUCUCCAAAGACUGAUGGUGGGGUUUUUCGGGCUUGCAGGUAUAAACAAAAUUGUGGGUGCAGAUCAUUAAAGUCUUGGGUCAUGAUCGAAUCCUCUUUGACUAACGAUUGGAAUCUGUUACACAGUCUGGCUCUACGAUCAUGAUCAACCGCUUUGGGACCCGAACGGGAUCUUGACCUGGCUCUCGCACGAGUUGCACGCCGCCGAGAGAGCUGGUCAAAGAGCUUGGAUCAGUAAGUCCAGAUCGGUUGAGUUGUCACAAGAAAUAUCCCAAUGCAUUGACUGUCUUGACUUUUUUUUUGCGAUGUUCAGUUGGGCACAUGCCAUUCGGUAAAGUCGACGCCUUGCGUGACCAAUCGAACUACGCGAGUCAGAUCUUUGAUCGCUACCACGAUACUAUUGCCGCUCAUUUUUAUGGACAUUCGUCAGUAAUUGGUUUUGGAUUCCUCACAGAGCUCGAGCUGCGAGCUCAUACAAAAUUUGUGUACCCACAGCCAUGUCGACGAGUUUGAAAUAUCCUACCCGGAUUAUGAUGACCGGAGGGCGGAGACGGCCCAUGGAAUCGCUUACAUCUCUGGCGCACUUACACCUGCCAGUAAGUCAAAGUAUUCCCUCCAUCUCCAAGUUACCUCCCAAGUUAUAUCCAUUGAGUUAUGGCUCCUCACUUCCUCACAGGUGGGAACCCCGUAUUCCGGUUGUAUCACGUCGAUCCGGACACGUACGAAGUCCUCGAUUUCAUCCCUUACUACACCAACAAGUCCGAACCCUCGUUCCAGAUCGACCCCGUUUGGAAACCCUAUUACUCAGCAAGGGAGAGCUAUGGGACGAUUUUGGAAGAGAAUGGGUUCGGGGAUUCGAGGCCGAAGGAAGGAGAGAGUUUGAGUGGGAAGUUUUGGCAUCGCGUGACGGAGGUGUUUGAGAAGAACGAGUUGAGUCGUUCACGUCGGGGUUUUCGGGUGCUGAUACGAUUGUUCGGGCUGACCUUUCUUGGAUGGGUUUGGGUGGUUUGGACAGGACGGCGUUUCAGAUCUUUACCAACCGACUCAGUCGAGGUGGUAAAGUCGAGGAUUGCUCGGGUCCGAUCUGCAAGAACAAUACGAUUUGCAUGCUGCGCAGCAUGAGGUCCGAAUCCAACUGCGUGAGUCGGUCAUGGACAUUGAAAACCGACGUGGUGGUCCAGAAGACUGACGUUCCUUGCUCGUUUCGCACAGGCCGUCAUCCAACCGGGCCUGAGCUUCAAGGACCAGAAACGUGAUACCGAGGUCGGUUCACACCUCCCCCCCCCCUUUCUCUCCAAGCGAAGCUUCGCCUUCGCUGACGUAUUCCCCAUCCCUCCUCUCUCCAGGCCGUGACCGAACCCCAACGAGGUGAAGGCGAAGAAGAAUUCGCGCAAUCGCGCCAACACGAUUUCUUCGCCUGUGAAGGCCCGGGAUUGGGGAGUAUGUUGAGGAAGAUCGCGCAGGGGGGUUUUGAUACGGGCAAGGUGGAUCGGAAGGAGAGGGGGAGGAUGAUGGGGAUGCAGGCUUUCGGUGGAGGUGGGGAUAGAACGGGGCAUUUGGGUGUUUUUGAAGGGAUGUUGAAAGAGCGGGUGGAGGUGGAGAGGAGGAAGAGGAAGAGGGGGAAGACCUCGCGGUUGUUGAGCAGAUUCAAGAGGGCAGAGUAA